GAAAUGAUCGCGACGAGUGCGACUUCGUCUGUCGGCGUGUGUGUGUGUGUGUGUGUGAGCGCGCGCGUGUUCGUCGCUUACCGCAGUUGUUCAACACAACGCGCCGUGUCGUCGGGGCCCACUGCAAAACGCGCCCCGCACGCGACCACCGAACGACGGAACGCGACGCACCGGACCGCGGUACCUACCAACGCCGCCUCCGACCGAUACCGAGAAAAACGCUGAAAUAUUUUAAUCGAACACUAUCGAUCACGAAAAUAAUAUUAUUAUUAGGUAUAUUAUUAGUAGUAUUUAAUAUUUCGCCGGUUGCGCGUGACGACGAUGCGGUCUGGCUCGGCUGAGCUGCAGCGGCGGUGAGAUUUUUCCAGCAGACGUCGUCUCCGCGUACGAACCUUAACGAAGCGAGAGCGAUCCGUCGGACCGAGAUACGUCUUCGCACCCGAAAUGCUACACUCUUACGAACACAUCGUUGACUCUCAGCAGUCGUCGGUCGGAGACGAGCUUUAUAAUCUAACGCAAUUGGCCGAGGUUAGCAUCGUCUACUUCAGACAACAUACAGCCACGAUCAUCGACGGUCCGAAUGCUUAUGAAAAGGACAUUAAGAAAAACGAUGUUGAUGAUAACCACCAUAAUACAAUAAGUACGGAAAAGACGACGAAGAAAACGAACAACAACAAUAAGGAACGUCAGUGUCCGGAUUGUGGGAAAUGUUAUAGUACGUCUAGCAAUUUGGCUCGGCACCGACAGACCCACAGGUCUCUGGCCGACAUCAAAGCCAGGCACUGUCCCCACUGUGACAAGGUCUACGUAUCAAUACCAGCCUUUUCAAUGCACAUGCGAACACAUAGUCAGUCGUGCAAGUGUGGUAUUUGUGGUAAAUGCUUCUCCCGGCCAUGGCUGUUGCAAGGGCACAUUCGCACCCACACAGGUGAAAAACCUUACGAGUGUGAAAAAUGCCGUAAAGCAUUUGCGGAUAAGUCAAACUUGCGAGCUCAUCUACAAACCCAUUCUACAGAAAAACCACACGUCUGUCAAAAAUGCAAAAAGGCAUUUGCACUCAAAUCAUAUUUGUACAAACAUGAGGAAUCAGCUUGUGGUAAAAUUACAUUGUUGAACAACAAUAACAACAACGAUUAGGAACCCUUUUUUUUUAUUAGAUUUAAAAAUCAUAAGUUCUAAACAAUUGUGUUUUUUCUGUAUAUAUUUAUAUUAUGAGUUUUUCUUUACUAUAUAUUUCUUCUCAAACUGUUUGAAAAUAAGUUUUUUUGGUGACCACUUAACAUUUGUGCUAGAAAUGUAUAAUACAUGUUUAUAUUUAAGUACAAUUUAAAAUACUUGAACAAUUUUAACAAAUACUACAACAAUGAAAGUUUUCUUAUUUUAAACACAUUCAAUUACAAAAUAAUAGUAAUAAUAAAUAAAUAAUAAAUAAUACAAAAAUAAGGAAAAAAACAAGCUAAUACAAUAAUUUAAUUUUUAUAAAUAAGAUAUAAAACAUUUUGUUUUACAUAACAAAUAUCUGAGCAAUGAAUGUUUAUGAUUUUUAGGUAUUUAGAAAUGACCAGCAAAUUUUAUACAUAUAAAAUUAAUGUGUUUGGUUUACUUUGUUAUUGAUUGAUUUUUGGAUAGUGUAAUUUUGAGGUUAAACAGUAAGGUUUUGUAUGAUUAAAGAUAAAAAAUAGAAUAAAUAGCUCAGUUAUUAUUUAUAUCUUUUUUUUUAUAAAUUUGUUUAUAUGUUUUAAUAUUUAACAAAAAAAAUAGUAAUUAGUAUAUUUUAAGUAAAACUUUAGUAUAUAUAUUUAUACAUAUAUGUACGAUCGGACGAGUGCUACUAGUCACAUUUAUUAAUUUAUUUUUGUAUGCAACAGUUUGUUGGUUUAAAAAUAUUUAUUAAAUUUGUAAAUACAUACAUAGUAAUCAUAUGUAUGACUUUUAUAUUGUAGAAAAUAUAUUUUCAAAUUUCAAAUUUUUUAAA
Aphis gossypii (cotton aphid) is the source of this 1975-nucleotide messenger RNA. RefSeq names its product transcriptional repressor scratch 1-like. Gene Ontology annotation, molecular function: RNA polymerase II cis-regulatory region sequence-specific DNA binding; DNA-binding transcription factor activity, RNA polymerase II-specific. Bases 445 to 1137 code for a protein of 230 amino acids. The record is from RefSeq and is a predicted model, not a curated record. Gene Ontology annotation, biological process: regulation of DNA-templated transcription. The transcript is spliced from 5 exons. Lineage: Eukaryota; Metazoa; Arthropoda; Insecta; Hemiptera; Aphididae.